Molecule: messenger RNA, 1162 nt
Organism: Jatropha curcas
Lineage: Eukaryota; Viridiplantae; Streptophyta; Magnoliopsida; Malpighiales; Euphorbiaceae
Molecular function (GO): protein binding
Source: RefSeq, a predicted model, not a curated record
CCAUUUUUGUAGGGAUCAUGACCAUAUAAACCCCACACCCUCUUCUUUAUUCUUUAGUCACUCUCAAGAUUUAACUACCAAGUUAAAUUUUAUAAAACAAAAGCAAAACCCAUCCUUCCCUUAAAAAACAAAAGUCCAAGUCUCCUCUAGCAAACCUCACCGCCUUCUACACUAGCUAAACACUUUCAAUUCCCACCUUAUUUAUACACAACUUUUUCUCUUAGGCAUUUUAUCAAACGCAGACAUAUAAGCUCAUAUACUAUCAAAAAAAGCCAUGGAUUGGUUCUCUUGGCUAUCAAAAACUGGCCUAGAGCCUUCUCUUGUAUAUGAAUAUGGUCUUGCCUUUUCUCAUAAUGAGCUUGAAGAAGAAGAUAUUGCUUAUUUUAACCAUGAAUUUCUUCAAAGCAUGGGGAUAUCAAUAGCAAAACAUAGGCUAGAGAUUCUCAAACUUGCAAGAAAAGAAAAGGGAGCUACCCCUCAUCCAAUGGCAAGAGUUCUUGUUGCCAUUAAAAGGACAAAGAUGCGUUUAGCUAAGUAUAUAAGAGCACUGGCUCACCGUGAUGAAUCUGCUCUUGUUGUUGUUCCUAGGCCUGCAGGUUAUGCUACUAGAUGGAGAGGAGCAAUGUUGAAAAGAAACAAGAAACUGAUGAUGGGUAAGCAAGGGAGGUUAUUGCUUACAAAUGGAAGUCCUAUGGUGGUUUCUGGUCCUAGACUUGAUAGUUUUUCAAGUCCUGUGGUAUAUGAUCUUCAUAAAGAAGAAAAGAUUGAUGAAGGUGAUGAUGAUGGGUAUUGGUCAACUGGUGUUGAAGAGAUCAGGUGGGAUACUAUGUUCCAGAAUCUCAAACCAACUUGAAUUGUUAUAGUUUUUAGUUUUUGCUUCUUUGUUAACUAGGCUCUAAGGGAGCUCUAAACUUUAAACCUCAGCUCUAGAAAGACUCCAUUCUAAUACCACCUUUUCUUUUCUUUCUUUUACUUGAAUUCAGUUUCUUGAUCUUAAUUUUAAUGGUGAGAGAUGGGUUUUUUAGGUUCUUCCACCAGAGUCUUGUUUGUGUAUUCAAGAAGACAUACUUCUUUUUUUAAUUAGUGAGGGGUGGGUCAGAUAGAGGGUACACACUUUAGCAUCAAGGGUCUCUUCAGUAAUGAGAUUGUCUCCCCUUGCUUU